Molecule: messenger RNA, 389 nt
Organism: Helianthus annuus (common sunflower)
Lineage: Eukaryota; Viridiplantae; Streptophyta; Magnoliopsida; Asterales; Asteraceae
Product: dolichyl-diphosphooligosaccharide--protein glycosyltransferase subunit 4A-like
Exons: 2
Coding region: 64-177 (37 amino acids)
Source: RefSeq, a predicted model, not a curated record
CACUGUCAUUUACCAGUGUGCAGCAAUCGCCGAGACGAAGAAGUCCACUCAAAGAUAGCAAAUAUGUUUAAUGAUCAGGACCUGGGAUUCUUUGCCAACUCUCUGGGCAUCAUUAUUCUCUUUCUGGUUAUCGGUUAUCAUUUUGUGAUGGCUGAUACCAAGUAUGAAGGCAAUUGAUAAUUUUUUUAAUAUAGCGCUGGAUAUGUAGCUGAAUCCGAUAACUUUUUUAUGGUGUUUAUGUUUUGAAUUUUUGAUGUGUAAUGUACUAAUGCAAGGAUUAAGCUGCUUGAAGCUCCCUCCAGUUAGACCUUGAGAAAUUGCAUGCUGAGAAAAAUUGAAGAUACAUUGAUUAUAUUGCAUAUGCAUGUAUGACAUAUGUUUUUAGGUUU